Molecule: messenger RNA, 1995 nt
Organism: Hermetia illucens (black soldier fly)
Lineage: Eukaryota; Metazoa; Arthropoda; Insecta; Diptera; Stratiomyidae
Gene: Nca
Product: neurocalcin homolog
Exons: 4
Coding region: 533-1105 (190 amino acids)
Molecular function (GO): calcium ion binding
Source: RefSeq, a predicted model, not a curated record
UUUUAUCUUUUUAAUCCACAGAAAGGUGCUGACUUCCCAAAGUUACCAACAAGCUAGCCCGGCUGCAGACCGUGUAGACAAAACGGACGAAAAUCACACAUUUAUUUUACAGACACUUACUCAUGUGCCAUCGAAAAAACCAAAAUAUAAAGCGUCUAUCAAAUAUCCAGUGCUAUUAGAAUUUAGAUAAAAAUCAAUUCUUUAUUAAUUUCCUCGUUAAAUUGGUGCAGAUAAAAUUGCAACGCAUAAAAGAUAGUGACAAUCAUCACAAGUAGAUACUUUUGUGCGCGCCACCUGAAAAGGUUGUGCAGCACUGAAAGGGAAUAGCUUGUUCACUGUUAUCGUUGUCGAUAUAUGUUUUUUUCCAACUAAUCGAAACCGGUGGUUGUUAGGAUUAAAAUAAAUUACCGAAAACAAACAAUUUGCAAUAAAUUGAAAUAAUCCGUUCAUACAAACUACACUUAAGUAACUUAGAUUUAAAUUUGCUAAUUAACUUUUCUAAUAAAGUCAUAAAUUAAUACUUUAUAAAAAAAUGGGCAAACAGAAUAGCAAACUUAAACCCGAGGUUCUCGAGGAUUUGAAACAAAAUACAGAAUUCACAGAUGCUGAAAUUCAAGAAUGGUACAAAGGCUUCCUCAAGGAUUGUCCCAGUGGUCAUUUGUCCGUAGAAGAAUUUAAGAAAAUUUAUGGAAAUUUCUUUCCUUAUGGUGAUGCUAGUAAAUUUGCAGAACAUGUUUUUAGAACGUUCGAUGCGAAUGGAGACGGAACUAUUGAUUUUCGGGAGUUCCUUUGCGCUCUGAGCGUGACUUCACGAGGCAAAUUGGAACAAAAACUGAAAUGGGCCUUUUCCAUGUAUGAUCUAGAUGGUAACGGGUAUAUUUCACGUCAAGAAAUGUUAGAAAUUGUAACGGCAAUAUAUAAAAUGGUGGGAACGGUCAUGAAAAUGCCCGAAGAUGAGAGUACACCUGAAAAACGAACAGAUAAAAUAUUCCGACAAAUGGAUCGCAAUAAAGAUGGAAAAUUAAGUUUGGAAGAGUUUAUUGAAGGUGCUAAGAGCGAUCCGUCGAUUGUUCGGCUUUUGCAAUGUGAUCCGCAGGCGCAGUGAAUAAUCUCACAAUUUACAAAUAAUGAAAAUAUUAAUUAUAAUUACAAAGAAAGAAAAAAGUUCCCUCUUCCUAUAAACAACAAGCUAAUUAUUUUAUAAACCUAUACAAUUAAUUUACUUCGUUUAGUCAAUUUAUUCCUUCUAUUUUUUCCUUUUUGUAAUAUUUCCAAUAAUUUUUAUACUUUGAUUUUUAUUUAUUUCGUAAUAAUUCUAUUCUUGUAAAUUUCGGUUUAAAUAUUUAUUUAUUCGAAAUAAACAAGAAAAUCGUUUUUUUCUCUUUAAAUAAGCGUAUAAAGUAAUUAAAGCAACUAUUUAAGGAUAUUAUUUAAAUAUACAGUUGUGUAAUAAAAAAAAAAUCGAAGAAAAAAAACUACAAAAAUAAAGUGAAACAAAAAAAUGGGUAAAUACUACGUCAGACACAAAGUCAAGAAAAAAAACUGCAUGAAGACAGAAGUCACCUUUGUGCUAAUCCAAUUGUAAGUUAAUUUUUAAAAUUUUAUUUUUAAAUUAUUCCGUUUUGCUAAUAUUUAAUUUGUGUAGAUGUGAACAUUAACUUGAAAUAUUAAAUUUUUUUUGUCAAAUAUUUUAAAUUUCAAUCCGUUUUGAUGUUGUUAAAUCUAUUUUUUGUCCGUAGAGUUGCAAGUUUAUCUCUGAUUUCGUAUUUUCUUAUAUUGUGUAUAUUUUGUCGAUAAUCAUUCAAAAAGAAACAUUAACAGAAUAAAUAGUGAUAAAUUAUAUAAAUUUGAAUUAUAAAUAUUUCAUGUUAUUUUCAAAUCAAGUAGGGCGUAAGUAAAAUUGAAUUACUAGAAAACAAAUGUCUUAUCAAUCUUCGUUUCAGCUUUCCAUAAGAAGUAAUGUUCCAGCAAUAAAAUUUUCAUUUAAUUUUCAAA